This is a messenger RNA of Talaromyces proteolyticus, 1797 nucleotides long. RefSeq lists its product as uncharacterized. Lineage: Eukaryota; Fungi; Ascomycota; Eurotiomycetes; Eurotiales; Trichocomaceae. The record is from RefSeq and is a predicted model, not a curated record. The transcript is spliced from 5 exons. Gene Ontology annotation, biological process: regulation of DNA-templated transcription. Gene Ontology annotation, cellular component: nucleus. Gene Ontology annotation, molecular function: transcription cis-regulatory region binding; zinc ion binding; DNA-binding transcription factor activity, RNA polymerase II-specific. The coding region runs from base 1 to 1797 and encodes 598 amino acids.
AUGGACCUCAGCACAAAUAUCCCUGAGGAAGAUGCCGGUGGCAAGAAGAAGAGCCGGCUCAACCGCCCAGUGAGCGCUUGCGAGACGUGCCGAAAGCUCAAAACCCGGUGUGAGAGUGUGUCGGGGAAAAAGGCAUGCCGCCGAUGCAUAUCUUUGGGCAUCGUCUGUGACUUACCGGGCACUGACAAAGGCCUCCCCUUAGAGGGUAUGGCAUCUUUCAAUGAUGUUGAUACUAAGCUUGCAAGUAUUGAGCAAAAACUUGAGGGAGUACAAAAUCAGAUCUCUAUAGCUCCAGAAGGCAUUGAUGCCCGGCUAGCACAGCUCGAAAGGAGUGUCGAGGAGCUAGGACGGCUAAUCCGUGGCGCUGUCCACCCCUCCUUAAGUGUGCACGCCAUCUCUAGGCCUCAACAAGACACGCAACAUAUGCCCGGCUCAUCUACAAGUGUUUAUUUGGAUGACACGGUAGGGAAUGGCAUCAUGAGACCGGUUUUACUCAUGCGAAAUUUGCAAACCCAGUUUUUUGGCCCCAAGCAAGACUUUUCCGAUGAAGUCCUGGCCUUGGGGAACGUCGUAUCUGCCGGAAUUAUCAGGGCAUCUCUUUCCAGGCACCUUAUUCAGAUGCAAGUCACGUCGAAAUUCAUAAAACAUUACGGGUUCUGGAUCUCAGUCAAUCACAAGCAUGACCUCCCUGAUGACUUUGAGCGGAAUCACCCUUUGCUAUUUAGCACUGCCUGCCUGCUGGCCUCUCGAUUUGUGCCCAGCAUCGGCAGGACGGCUAGCCAUGAAAUAUAUUUGAUGGUUCGCCGAUUGGCUUCCAGUGUUGUUCUGAAGCCUCCGCCUCUCCGCUACGAAGAGCUCCAAGGCCUACUGCUUCUGAGUAUGUUCAGCCCGACUAUCCAGACAGCGAUGCCGAUUGACAGCUGGUUAAUGAGUGCGCUUGGAAUUAAUCAUGCGACACUUCAUCUAAAUCGUUCAGUUGAUAUGAUUCUUCCUGGAAAUUCUGAUUAUAUGCUGCUACCUAAAUUGCGUAUCUGGAAUGCUUUAUGUCUGACCCAUAUUCAGCGAUCUAUGGUUCAGAAGAAAUUUGUUGAUUAUUGCUACGACAUUUUAGAAACUCCAAAGUCCUGUUUUGAGGAUGUCAAACUAUCCGCGGAAGUUUUACUUUACUGGGAAACUGCACACCUCCUUAAUCAGAAGCAGCGGAUGGACGAAUCGGAGAACCCCAUCUUUGAUGAACUUGCCGAAUGGAAGUUGUCAUGGAAGCAAGUCUUUGAUAAUCCGCGUUCUGUCACUGUAAGAUUUAGUUACAUGUUCUGCUAUCUCCUCUUAUAUAGAGUUUCACUUCGAGCUCAAACUUCAUCAAUUAUCCUCAAAGAUGCAGCAUUGAAAGUUUCGCGUGAGAUACUGGAGGUGUUUCAAGAGCUCGAUUUUACAGUAAUUCUCGAUCUUCCGGACUAUUACUUCUUCAUUACUGUAUAUGCAGCUCUCACGUUGUGCAAAUUCACUAUUAGCGACCCUCUGAUAGCGAUGACACAAGAGAGUUUGAUAGACCUUGCCCCGAAUAACGAGCAUAUCGCUUUCCGAUUUGGAACAGUGCUUCAAGAAAUCCGGCAGAAGGCUGCAGCUGCGGGCACAUCGGUGAUGAACCAGACGAAUAGAGAAAUUGGGAUUGAUGGUUUGACUUCAAAUGAGCAUUACGCAUGGGAUGUGUUCAUGGCAGCAUAUUACCCACGAAAUAUGGAUACACUUGAUCAUGGACUCGAUGGCACCCUACUCAGUGAUGAGACGCAGUUUUGA